GCAUGCGUAAACAGAAUAAACGGAUAUAACGAAAGAUUUUUCUAUAGAAGUUUUAUGUCAUGCUCUAAUUCAGGACAGCUUUUAGCAAGUAUACGGUUUUGUUUUUGAAGCUACAAAUUGAAAAUGACAUCUCCGGCACUGCAAGAAGACAGCGAUGAUGGCAUGGACGAGUUUAUGGAAAAAUUCAAGACCCAUAAAUAUAAAAAUGCUUUCAACGAACGCAAUUGGGAAGAGGAGUUUGAUAAAGUGCCCAUGUUCAUGAAAAAAGCCCCCGAAGAGAUAGAUCCUGUGACACAUCCCGACUUGGCUUGUCUUCAGUCCAUUAUCCAUGAUGACGAUAGGCCCCCAGAAGAGCGGGCAAAGACCCUGAAAGAUGAGGGGAACGAUUAUUUCAAAGAGAAGAACUACAAGAAGGCAAUAAUAUCAUACACAGCAGGCUUGAAGAUAAACUGUACCAGCCAAGAUAUCAACACAAUUUUGCUUACCAAUCGGGCUGCAGCACACUUCCAUUUGGGUAACAUGCGUUCUGCACUGAAUGAUGCUCUGGCUGCAAAGAAAAUCAAACCAGACCAUCUCAAAGCAUUAAUAAGAGGUGCUCAGUGUUGCAUGGAGCUUCGUAACUUUACAGAAGCCAUCCAGUGGUGUGAUGCAGGUCUUAGGGCCUAUCCCACAGAUCAGAAGCUGCAGGAAGUAAGAGCCGCAGCAGACAAACAGAAGAGAGCAGCUGAGAGAGAUGCCAGGAAAGCCAAGGCCAAAGGAAAGAAGGAGCGCAGUGAGAGAGAUGCUCUUCUGGCUGCUAUAAAGGAGCGGGGCAUCAAGCUCCUCCAACCUAAGAAACCUCCUAAACGUGGUUCAGAUAGUGAAGAUGAGGAUGGAGACUCGGUUGCCGCCAUGGCAGAGCUCACCCUGGAUGGUCUCAGCUCUCAGGAUGCCACAGGGGCUCGGGUAUAUAUGGAUGACCAGGGGUCUUUGCACUGGCCGGUUCUUUUCCUUUACCCUGAACACCAACAGAGUGACUUCAUCUCUGAGUUCUGUGAGAGUUCUUGUUUCAUAAACCACCUGGUGGUUAUGUUUGGACAGGAACUUCCACCUUGGGAUAUGGAAAUGAAAUACCUCCCACAGAACCUGGAGCUGUACUUUGAAGGUCAGAAGGAGAUUUUGCACCAUGUCGACCCAAAGAUAUCCCUUUUGGAAGUGUUGCGGCAUGAAAGGUAUUUUGUGAAAGCAGGUACUCCAAGUUUCAUUAUUUUGGUAAAGGAUUCAUCAUUCUACAAGCAGUUUUUAACAGGAAAGAAGGUCAGGAGACUUUGAAAAUAACUUAUUUCUCCCCGAAACUCUUGGACUUGUCAAGACAUUAACUCCUGCUAAAUCAAAUGGAGUGGCUCAGUCCCACCAAAGGACGACUAAAAAGAAAACACUGUUAUCAUGGGGUCGAUGUCAUGUUACAGAUCCACCAAGUAUUCGCUCUAGCCCCAAAGACAGAGCACAGCAUAUGGAGCCACAUAUUGUCAAUUAAUUGCAGUACAAAAAAUAAAAUUGCUAAAA
Molecule: messenger RNA, 1545 nt
Organism: Lampris incognitus (smalleye Pacific opah)
Lineage: Eukaryota; Metazoa; Chordata; Actinopteri; Lampriformes; Lampridae
Gene: ttc4
Product: tetratricopeptide repeat domain 4
Exons: 10
Coding region: 124-1311 (395 amino acids)
Molecular function (GO): Hsp90 protein binding
Source: RefSeq, a predicted model, not a curated record